This is a messenger RNA of Hyposmocoma kahamanoa, 558 nucleotides long. RefSeq lists its product as uncharacterized. Bases 115 to 513 code for a protein of 132 amino acids. Gene Ontology annotation, biological process: 2-oxoglutarate metabolic process. The transcript is spliced from 3 exons. The record is from RefSeq and is a predicted model, not a curated record. Lineage: Eukaryota; Metazoa; Arthropoda; Insecta; Lepidoptera; Cosmopterigidae.
UAAAAAUAAAAAGUGAAGUGAAGUGACGUGAAAAAAUUAAAAAUUUCUGUUCGAUUAGUUAUAUACCUAUACAUUAGUUCGGGUUAUAAGUGUAUUUUGUAAAUUUUUUCAAAUAUGGUAGGAUUAACAGCAGUUCUUGCACGUAUUCCUGUUAUAAAAUUCCGCAAAGGUGGAAUAGGAAGACCUGCGGCGCCUUCCUCGGGCGCGGGUGCUGCUGCGCCAGCCGCCGCUUCUGCGGCAGCUGCGGCACAAACGCCUUCACAAGUACAGCCUGCAGCUGCAAUGAGCACAGCCGCCAUUCCUGAUAUAGACCUGCCGGCACGCUACCGAAGACAACCUUUAACUGAGGAGGAAAUUAACACUAUCAAUGGAGGCGGAGUAAAAUCUAAUGAUGGCCUUAAAGUUCCUACACAAAAACCCAAAACCAUGGCAUACUUAAGAAUACCAAAAGGUAUUUUAGGAAAGAAGAGGAAACAAGUUUUGUCUCUUUACAUUGUAAAAACUAGUGCCUAAAUUUAAAGAGUGAAUAUGGAAUGUUCAAAAGCUUUUGACAGUACC